Messenger RNA from Papaver somniferum (opium poppy), 1116 nucleotides. RefSeq names its product traB domain-containing protein-like. Bases 61 to 1008 code for a protein of 315 amino acids. The record is from RefSeq and is a predicted model, not a curated record. NCBI's taxonomy places the organism in Eukaryota, Viridiplantae, Streptophyta, Magnoliopsida, Ranunculales, Papaveraceae. The transcript has 6 exons.
AUGACAUGAUAUGUCUAGAGAGAGUGGUACUCCCGAUGAUACCUCACAAGAAAACCCAAAAUGUCUGCUGCAAUUCUCAGUCGUUUGUUAAAAAUUUCCACUUUAACAACACAUAGAGUACUAAUAAGAUCAGCAUCAUCAUCAUCAUCAUCAUCAUCUUUAUUUCUAACAACCCCUCAUUAUACAAUUGUCAAUCAUCAUCUUGUGAGAUGGUACCAUAAUUAUUACCCACAUGAUCUUCCUGGAAUCCCAAAUGAUGGUAAAGUCGUUCUACUCAAUAAUUCAAAAACUGGGUAUCAAGUUUAUCUUGUUGGGACUAUUCAUGUUUCAAAAGAGAGUGCUGACACUGUUAAGAAGGUGAUUAAUUAUGUAAUGCCUGAUGUUGUCGCGGUUGAGCUGUGCAAUAAACGGGCCAUAGAACUUAUGAAGUGGAAGCCUGGAGAUGACGACUUGUAUAAGUUGUGCCUCAAGUCCAUGAAAUCCCCAGGUGGACUAAGCAUGAAGCUUUUUAGUUUUCUUAUUAACUUAUGGUAUCGUCGUUUGAGAGCUGGUGGAACAUUUCCAGGCCUGGAGUUCAAGGUUGCGAUGGAGGAAUCUAUUAGAGUUAAAGCAGAAUGUUUCCCGAUUGAUCAAGAUGUUCGGGUUUUGUUUCAACAACUAUCUAAAUUGUUGUCAUACGACUUCCUUUGGAAAAUAUGUACUAAAGUUUCAGAGGAAUCCAAGGAGAUAGACCAACUGCUUAACUAUUUUACCGACUCUAAAGAUGAAGACAUGACAAGAUCAUCUGUACGGGAAAUGACUAGUUUUCUGAAAAAAGUAUAUCCGGAGAUUUCAAGGGUGAUUGUUGAAGAUAGAGACAAGGUUAUGUUCACUAGGCUUAGACGUUUUCGAGGGAAAGUUGUAGCGGUUGUUGGGAUGGGUCACAUGGAUGGAAUAGAGCAUAUGUGGAAGAGUACAGAGAAUGAUGACAAUCAGAAGCCUCCUGCAACAUCAGAAGAUGUCACUUAGCCAUGGUAAUCCAUACUCAUUGAUCUGUUGUUCUUAUUUAUGUCUAAAAACUUAAGUAAAUACAUAUUGCACAAUUUAUAAUAAAAUGAAAUUGCCUUUCUUAUGUCA